This is a messenger RNA of Bipolaris zeicola 26-R-13, 1713 nucleotides long. RefSeq lists its product as uncharacterized. NCBI's taxonomy places the organism in Eukaryota, Fungi, Ascomycota, Dothideomycetes, Pleosporales, Pleosporaceae. Gene Ontology annotation, cellular component: membrane. Gene Ontology annotation, molecular function: xenobiotic transmembrane transporter activity; antiporter activity. The transcript is spliced from 4 exons. Gene Ontology annotation, biological process: xenobiotic detoxification by transmembrane export across the plasma membrane. The record is from RefSeq and is a predicted model, not a curated record. The coding region runs from base 1 to 1713 and encodes 570 amino acids.
AUGGCGCCAUUGACGACACAGGGGCCAGAAGCUCAGCUCCUCGCCCCACUGUGGCAGCCGCAACCAAAAGUAAGCUCGAAACGCCAGAACAAAGUCGAUCAUCACACCAGAGACGCGCCUCUAGGCCACGACUAUGAUAUAUCGUCCUUAGCCCUGGUUUUUGUUCCUUUCCCUUUUACUUCUGGCGGCAGCGCCGUAUACACAAUGGACCCUUCCGAGGCCCGCCGAUUCUCCACGAGCACCGCUGAGCGCGUCGGCCUGCUAAAGGCCCACGACAAUGCGGCAAAGCAGCAUCAGUAUGGAGCUAUUGCUGACACGACCGAUAUCGAAAGCCUACUAGGAAGAGAUGGCACGGUGGAAGAGCUGGGGACGACGGCGCGCCAGGAGGCAAAGUUGUUGUUCAAGUACAGUGUUCCGCUCAUGGGAACGUAUCUACUCCAGUACUCAUUUAGCUUGGUGACUAUCUUCGUCGUUGGACAUAUUGGGACGGAUGAGCUUGGUGCUGUCUCUCUCGCUACUAUGACCGCCAACAUCACCGGACUAGCCGUCUAUGAAGGCUUAGCCACAUCCCUGGAUACUCUCUGUGCGCAGGCCUACGGAUCCGGCAAGAAAACCAUGGUCGGUCUCCACCUUCAACGCAUGAUCUUGUUCAUGCUUGCUGUCACCCUUCCCAUUGGCGCCAUCUGGCUGUGUUCGGGCCGGAUACUCGCAGCUCUCGUUCCAGAAAAGGAAUUAGCUCACCUUGCUGGCUAUUAUCUCUCAUUGCUGCUGGCUGGUGCACCAGGAUAUGCAAUCUUUGAAGCUGGCAAGCGAUUUACACAGGCCCAGGGACUCUUCAAUGCUUCCCUCUUCGUGCUGCUCAUUGCGACGCCAGUCAACGUUGCCCUAAACUAUGUCUUUGUCUUCAUCUUGGACUGGAAUCUUACUGGCGCCGCACUUGCAACCGUUGUUUCUAACAACCUUUUGCCAUUACUCCUCUUCAUCUAUGUCUACUUGGUGAACCCCGCAUCGCUCGAGUGUUGGGGCGGCUUCACGAAAGCUGCGUUCACGAAUUGGGGACCGAUGGCCAAGUUGGCAGUACCGGGUAUUAUCAUGGUGGAAACAGAGUGGCUUGCAUUCGACAUUCUCACCUUUUCAACGAGCUAUCUUUCCACGGCCCACCUAGCCGCCCAAUCAAUCGUCAUGACUCUCGCUGUAGCCAUCUACCACGUACCCUUUAGCGUUGGCGUCGCAGUCUCAACCCGCUUGGGCAAUCUCAUUGGUGCAGGUUCCCUCUCUGCAGCCCGGACUGCCACCAAAACCUACGUUGCAACCUUUCUCGCAAUCGGGCUUAUCGACUUUACUUUCCUUACAGCAUUCCGCAAUAUCUUGCCUCGCGCCUUUAGUAGCGAUCCUGAAGUCGUGAGCAUUGUUGCUACUGUGCUGCCUCUGCUCGCUACCUUCCAGUUUGCAGACUCGACUACUGCAAUGGUCAAUGCGCUGCUACGUGGAUUGGGAAAGCAGAGUAUUGGUGGCGUUUGCAAUCUGUUCGUUUACUACGUCAUUGCUGUACCACUGGCCCUGUUCCUUUGCUUCCCACGCGAUUUGAAGCUGGUAGGGCUCUGGACUGGAUGCGCUGUGGGUAGUUCAUGCAUUACUAUCUCAGAGGGCAUCUAUAUGAAGUUCUAUGAUUGGAGGAAGGCGGUUGAGGAUGCAAAGGAGCGACAGGAGUAG